Drosophila serrata is the source of this 642-nucleotide messenger RNA. RefSeq names its product selenoprotein BthD. Lineage: Eukaryota; Metazoa; Arthropoda; Insecta; Diptera; Drosophilidae. The record is from RefSeq and is a predicted model, not a curated record. Gene Ontology annotation, cellular component: Golgi apparatus.
GUUAUGAAGCUGAGCUGAGUGCCCAGGAGAAUUGUGUCAAGCCAGUGAGCCCCCAGACUUUCUCCCCUCCCGAGCAGAGGGUUCGCUACAAUGAGACCUGUACGUUAGAGUCCUUAGUCUGUUCUCCUGUUGUCACCUGCCUGCAUGUCCACCGUCCAUCGAGAUGCCCGACAAGCGGCUGGAUCCGAACCAGCCGGUGCUCUACAUCGAGCACUGUAGCCAUCGUGAAACGUAUCGGAAACGCGCAUUGCAUCUCCAUUCUACGCUGGCGGAGGCUUUGAGGACCAUCCACCCGAGGGUCAAUCUACAGCUGAGGAUCAACGACAGGGGUCCACCGCAGGCUGGAUCCUUUGAGGUAGCCGUGGCACCCAAUCCCACCCAGGAUACUGGGGGUCGUCAUAGGGUAUGGACGGGACUGAAGCGGAUGCCAAGCUCAUCGAAGAUUCCGCAUGUGGACGACAUACUCACCCCAGUUUGCUUUGCCCUCAAGCUCCGGGAUCCACACAAGGAGUCGCAUCGCAGAGUCCUCUCUAAUCUGAGGCAUAACGAAGGCAGAGACGAUGGGAAGUUUUAGGGAAGAGCUCUGGGAAAUCUAUAUUUCAAAUUUAAGUGUCAUAAAAUAAAAAUACUUGGAAAAAAUAU